Molecule: messenger RNA, 228 nt
Organism: Funneliformis mosseae
Lineage: Eukaryota; Fungi; Glomeromycota; Glomeromycetes; Glomerales; Glomeraceae
Source: the annotation of a GenBank genome assembly
AUGUCUCGACCGUUAAAAUUUCGAGAUGCACAAUGCCCAUCAUCGUAUUACACUGCAUGUAUAUCGUUACUAAAACAGGAUCCGCAAGCUUGUACUCGGAAAUCGCAUUGGUCAGAAAAUGCUAUACCAAUAUCAAAUCCCUAUAUCGCCUCAAAGCAUUCAUCAUCAUUACCUUCUACGUUGUCCUUGACUACAAAAUCUCAGGAUCAACAUCUCAAGUCACCCUAG